AUGCCUCUUUUGUGGAAAAUUAGAUUUUUCCGCAAUCGUGAAUUCGUUCGAGGAGAUCGAAGUUUGCAGAUUCAAGUGAAGCAUAAAUGGCAGUUUCUACUAUGUCUUUUGAUUCUUAUCAGCGAUCUAUCUGUCUAUAGAAAACUUCUGGAACUAGCUACCAAAAUGUAUGUUCCAAUGAUUUUCUUGACCAUCGUUGGAUGCGCCAUGACAGCCGUGCAUAGAAUGCAUGUGAAGAGGAUUACACCGCCAAUGGUUGAAAUGAUACGUAAUGGAACUUACGAAAAAUUUGUAAGCGAGAUGAGACGACGAGCGAUCCAUUCGAAUAUUGUUGGGGACAUUCAUAUACAAGAUUUAAUUACAUAUUUCGACCUGGAAUACAUCGGCGAGAUAACAAUCGGUGAUCCUCAACAGACUUUUCGAGUAGUUUUGGAUACAGGUUCUGCCAAUCUUUGGGUUUCUGAUAAUUCCUGCUACAAGCUGCCGGAUAGACCCGAUCAUUGCAAGAACUCACUCUGUGAUUUAGGACCAAUCUGCGAGGUGUUCUGCAGCGAUCCAUCAUGCUGUGAAGUUCGAAAUGAAACUCACAUUGAGAAUCCGUGCAGAAACAAAGCGCGUUUUAUUGCGGAAAAGUCGAAAACUUAUGAAACAGCCGGAGGAAGUUGGAGCAUAAGGUAUGGCACAGGAGACGCUGCGGGAUUUUUCGGCAGAGAUACGGUACGUUUUGGCGCGCAAGGUACUGAUCAACUUGUUGUUCCUGGAACCACAUUUGGACAGGCCGAAACUAUAGCGGAUUUUUUCGCUACUACGUACGUUGAUGGCAUUUUGGGACUUGGAUUUACCGAACUUGCACAACAGCAUGUUAUUCCACCACUUAUUCGUGCAAACAGUCUUGGAUUGCUUGACGAGCCAAUUUUUACGGUGUAUUACAGCAAAAAUGGAAACGUUAAGGAAGUUUAUGGAGGAACUAUCACCUAUGGUGGUUUAGACACUAUAAACUGCGAGAAGGAGAUUACAUACGUACCUCUCUCUUCGGCUACGUAUUGGCAGUUUAAGGUGGACGCAUUUUCUGCUAAAGAUUACAAAACAAAUGAAACCACAUGGGAAGCAAUAUCAGAUACAGGGACAUCGCUGAUUUCUGGACCAUUUGACGUGGUUGCAGACAUCGCCGAACAAUUCCAUGCAGAGUUCAACUUCUCCUACUUCCUCUACACGCUCGACUGCAAAGCGGACGCUGAAGUAACCAUCACCAUCGCUGGAAAGGACUACCCUAUCACGGCUAAAAACUUGAUCGUUCACAUUGAUGAAAGUACUUGCGUUUUGGGACUCAACCCAAGAAUUGGCGCUUCCUUGGCACCGCAAUGGAUUCUUGGUGGCCCAUUCCUGCGGGAAUACUGUAAUAUUCAUGACAUGGCCAAGAAAAGAAUUGGUUUCGCUAGACCACUUGAAAAGCGAUAAUCUUGAUUCAUUGAUACUAUAAUAAAGAAUGGCAACUAUU
This is a messenger RNA of Cylicocyclus nassatus, 1498 nucleotides long. NCBI's taxonomy places the organism in Eukaryota, Metazoa, Nematoda, Chromadorea, Rhabditida, Strongylidae. The record is from the annotation of a GenBank genome assembly.